This is a messenger RNA of Moneuplotes crassus, 2886 nucleotides long. The record is from the annotation of a GenBank genome assembly. NCBI's taxonomy places the organism in Eukaryota, Ciliophora, Spirotrichea, Euplotida, Euplotidae.
GAAAUGGCUUCUCAAGAAAAUAGCAGAAAAGAUCUAAGAUCCCCUGUGUCUAGAUUCUAUAUGGGUUCUCAAGCAAGUCUGCUAAAUUCCCCUUCGCUUAGAAUAUCAAGAGCAAUAAGCACUCCUAAAUCAAUAAACAUUAAAAAUGCAUCGAAAAGGAGUGAAAUGGAGCUGUUUUGGAUGAGCAACAUAGGCAGUAAUUUUGGAGAGGCGCUUGUAGAUCUCAUGUACGACAGUAAAGAAGGUAGAUUAGGCUUAGAAGAAAUUGAAUCAAAAGGUAGUGUACCACUUUUGAGCAGAGCAAGUACUCCUUCUUGAAGCACUUCCAAAGAAUAUAGGAGACUGUCUCGUGGCUGUCUAAAUAUGAUCUCUAACUAUGUCAAUACUAUCUUAGGGAAUAAACUCGAAAAUAGUGUCAAAGUAUCUUGAGAUAGUAAUAAUUCUCAACAGCUUUGUAGCCAGAAAAAUAAUUGAACUGACUUAAUGCUCACAAAAAGCAUUUUACUCAAAAGUCAGGAUAUUUCAAAAUAAAGCUAGAGAGCUUCUGAAAGAUGACAGUAGGUUUAUACAAGAACAAGUAAACUCAUAUUUUGUGGCUUUUGAAGAAAUGAUGAAUGGUUCAACAAAGGCUCGACCAGAGGAGACUAAAACCAUUCAGGGUAUUUCUAAUGAUUCUGAACCUAAGACACUUUCGCAUAAAACUCCAUCCCUAAAGUCAAAUUGUGAUGAGGAACAGCAAAUAGCCCGCUCUAGCUUUAGUAGUACUUCUGAGAAAUUCAGAAAUCUGCCUAGUGGAGAUAUGAAUUUGAUAAAACAAAAAGUGAAAGAAUAUUAUGAGUGAUAUGAUCCAAGAUGCUCUUUUCCAAGCGACAGUAGUACUUCUGAGAAAUUCAGAAACCUGCCUAGUGGAGAUCUGAAUUUGAUAAAACAAAAAGUGCAAGAAUAUUACGAUUGAUACAACCUAAGAUGCUCUUUUCAGAGCGACAGUAGCACUUCUGAGAAAUUCAGAAAUCUGCCUAACGAAGAUCAGAAUUUCAUAAAACAAAAAGUACAAGAAUAUUAUGAUUGAUAUAACCCGAAUUGCUCUCCUCGAAGUAACAGCAGUACUUCUGAGAAAGUGAACAAUCUAAACUCCUCAGACUGGAGCAUGAUUCGAGAAGUAGUGAAAGACUACCUUUCAGCGAGCAUUUCUAAUUAUAGCCUUGAUAAAAUACGAAAUUCUUCUUGUUUGAUUUGAGACCGUGAUGCAAAGAUUGAGGAAGAAGAUAGUGAUCCUGAAAACCAACUAACCUCUCAAAUGCAGUCACAGAUCAAAGAUUACCUCGAAGCAAUCUUGGUCAAGGCUGAAAAUAAUAUUCUUCGAGAACUAAGAGAAGAAGAGAAAGAUGGUUUCAUAGAUAGAAAUUUCCAGAGCAACGAACAACUCAAAGGUUCACAAAAGCUUAGUGUAACAAUUAACACUGAGAGAAACCGAGAACAAAGAGAAGUUGAUAUUACUAAAGCUGGGUCAAAAGAUGAGGCUAGUGAUGAGCCAAGCCAGGAACAGCCAGAAAACAGAGACUUGAGCGAAGCUUCACAGAGUGAACAAAAAGAGGAAUUUAUUCAGAGUGCAAUUAAAGAGAUUGAAACACCCUUAGGUGAUAAUCAAAGUGAAUCUAGUAAGAAGACCAGUAAUGAAGAAUUUGAAAAUAAGGAAGAAAAUUUUCAAGAAGAAAUAAAAGAACAGAUCUCACCAAAAACUUCUGAACUCUCACCUAAGAGCUUAAAAGGCCAGUCAAACACUGAUCUAGAUGAAAAUGAUGAAGAGAUUGAAGAAGAAAAAUUGACAACUGGACAGAAAGUUGCUCAAGAACAAGAAACUCCUGAAGAAAUACAGGAAAAACUUCCUAAUAAUAAUACUUUUGUUCCACAGAAAGAAAUCUUUACAGAUAAUAAAGAUGAUAAUCUUACUCCUAAAGUGAGAAGAUCUCAAGAUACUUCUAAUUUAAGUUUGACAGAGAGUGAGAAAAAGAUCGCUCACUCUUACAUUGAUGAGCUUACCAAUAAAUCAGUCAUGGUGUGCAAUACUAAAGAAAAGACUGGGGUUCCACUUAUAAUAGGAGAUAACAUAGAAGAAUUCUUUGAAGAUGACACUCCUCCAGCUCAAAAUGCUGCCAUGCCUCCUCAAUUUUAUAUGAAGAAUAAAUAAAAAAUCUUCUAUUUUCGAACACAGACAACAAAGUCUGAUGAAAGUAAAUCAAAAGAGAAUGAGCAAUCUUUCUCACAUAAGACGAAUUAAUAACGGAAUUACUCAAAUAAAGCUUAAGGCAAACCCUGGAAGUAAAAUGAGUAACUUCCAGGCAAAGGUCCAAAUUCCUCGUUCUGGGGCUAUGAGUCCGCAAUCAAACAUCGAAAGCGUUAAAAGAGCAUAUUCUCGAAAUAUAAUGCAUAGUAGAACUAAUCCAAAUAAAUCAAAAAGGAUAUUUAGAAUAUCUAAAAGAGGGAGGCAAGUUAAGCUUAAUGGAGAGCUUUCUCAAAAAUCACGAAUGAAUCCUGCUUCUUUAUCUCCAUUACAAAAAUUUGGGCAAUCUCAAGUUGAGCAACAGAAUUCUUAUAUUGACUUUAACCAUCCUGAAAAAUAUAUUCCUAAAAAUAAAACUAUCGAUGAAGGAGAUAGAGCUGAGUUCUCUCCUCAGGGAUCUUUCAUGCCAGCCUCAAAUAAUAGGUAUAUAAAGAUCUAUUCUCAGACUAUGAAGAAAGAAAUGCAAAUACUCAGAGACUUUAGAGUUAACAUGAUGAAUAAGAGAAUGCAGUUCCAGAGGACUGCAAAAUCCCCUCCAAGUCGACUUCCAAGACUCUUGCUCUAGAGAGAGAAGUCUGAUAAACUUUAGUAAAAUUUUAAGACCU